AUGCGAUACAAGCUAGUUUCUUGUAUUUGGUGUAGAAAAAAUGCCAAGAAACAUACAGUGUCUGUAGCUAAAUCAUGGAGAAAUAUCUCUUCAAAGAAAUAUCAAUGGAUUCAUCAACUUCUUGAACAACGUGGAAGUGAGCUUGAGGUGGAUAUGUUUAUCUGUAGAAAAUGUUCUACUAGUUUGUAUAAAGAAAAAAAAGCACGUAACACCUCAGAAAGUGACUCAUCGUUAUUAGUUGAUCAAGAAGAUGUUAAUGUUAACAGUAAUGAAAUACAUAAUCAUACAUUCGAUAAUUUGAUAAAUAUUGAAGGAGUUUAUGGUGAUGAAAAUGAUAUAGAUUAUUGUAGUUGGUGCCUUAAAGGAGGCACUGAAACAAAACAAUUAUCAAAAGCUGAACGAAUGUUAUUACUUUGUGAUUAUCGUAUCUUUUCUUCGCAAAAUGCUAAACGUUGCAAAAGUGGAUGUGUUGAUAUUCCUGUUGAAAGAUUUAAUGAGCCGACUUAUCUUACUUGUAACCAGAUAUCUUUACUUAUAAAUGAUUUGAUUGUCGAAGUUAAUCGUAUUAAGCGUAUGCCUUUACUCGUCGAAGAUGACUCUAUAAUUACUGAUGAUGAUUAUCAGGUGUGGACAGGUUGGAAUUUAAAUCAAUUAAAAGAUAUGACUUCACUCAUUAGUCCUCGUAUGCAUAAGUCAAAACAUAGACAGCCAUUUGAAGGCAUUUGUAUGUAUUGGACAAAGUUGAAGACAAAUCUUUCGUUUAGACAAAUUGGAACUCUCUUUAAAAUUGAAACAACAGAUGAAAAUAUCCGCAGGAGAGUAGAAGAUACAUUCCAUAAAGUCUCUAGUUAUUUAUAUGAUGCGUUAGUUCCAUCGUACUUGGGAUUUAAUCAUCUUUCACGUGCCAACGCUAUUGCACAUCAUACUGCUUAUACUGCAACAUUUUUUGGGAACAGUUUAUCUUUAAUAUGGGAUGGAACCUACAUAUAUUGUAAUAAAAGUGAGGAUCAUAAAUUACAACAAGAUACUUAUUCCGGUCAAAAAUCUCGUCAUCUAGUCAAAUUCAUGUCUAUAGUUUUACCUGAUGGCUAUAUAUUAGAUUUAAUUGGACCAUUCAAAGGAAAAGAUAAUGAUGCAAAAAUAUCGAAGGUAUAG
Molecule: messenger RNA, 1155 nt
Organism: Rotaria sp. Silwood2
Lineage: Eukaryota; Metazoa; Rotifera; Eurotatoria; Philodinida; Philodinidae
Source: the annotation of a GenBank genome assembly